CGUCAUUCCUUCGCCCGAGCUUGGCCCGUCCAGUUCGCUGUUUCUGCGUGGUCCGCGGUUUUUCGCGAGUUUUUUCUUUCUUUUUUUCUCCGUUUUGCUUGGCCACCGUGGAAGAAUUGUUACGCCGCGGAUUUAUUGUAAUCGAUUCCUGCCGAUUGCACAAUGUGCGGCAGUGGUGUUCUGUAAACAAAAGCAGUGCAGUGAUUGACGGCUGAAACAAAGCACAAUUUUAUUAUCAGUGGGAGGUGUAAACAAAAACGCGAAAACAGUGGGUGGCGUAGCGCUAGCGCGCCACUCAAAUUAAACGAGAGAAGCCUCAUCCACGUCAGCGUCCAGAGCGCCACGCCAUGAUAGCGGCCAACAACGUCCGCAGCACCAACAACGACCCGGUCGAGUCGUCGGAAUCUUCGCCGAUUACGGGCACGACCGCCAACGGCCAUGGCUCGUCGCGGCUAAUUCGCCAGUUUGGCAGCCUGUUUCAGUCGGCGGCGGGGGCGUCCUCGGCCCAGAAUGCCGACCCGGCCGGGUACGUCGAGUUUGGGAGCAUCUCCGAUCCGGAGACGCAGUCCGGUCGGACGCUUGGGACCUUCGCGGGGGUGUUUUGCCCGGUGGCGCUGUCCAUGUUUAGUGCGCUGGUUUUCAUCCGAGUUGGAUUCAUCGUCGGCAAUGCCGGGCUGUACGUCACGCUGCUGCAAUUUGUGAUUGCUUAUGUAAUUUUGCUGUUUACUGUUUCGUCCGUGUGCGCCAUCUCGACGAACGGAGCCGUCGAGGGAGGAGGAGUGUACUUCAUGAUCAGCCGCACGCUCGGGCCCGAAUUCGGCGGCUCGAUCGGGACGCUCUUCUUCCUGGCGAACGUGGUCGGCUGUGGCCUAGCCAUUUCCGGCUGCGCCGAGGGCAUCAUCCAGAAUUUUGGCCCGUCGGAAGCGGGCGCCGAGGGUGGUUCCAUCCCGGAUGGGCGCUGGUGGCGCUUCCUGUACUGCAGCUCGAUCAACACGCUUAUGCUGCUGGUGGUGCUGAUCGGGGCGGAGAUGUUCGCCAAGACUUCGAUGCUGAUCUUGGGGGUGGUGGUUGUGUGCUUGGUGUCGACUUAUAUCAGUUUUUUGUCGAAGGGCCCGCUGGAUGUGGCCAUUCCGCUGGAGAACGAUUUGGUGCAGAACGCGACGUUUCGGGUGAACGGGAGCUACACCGGAUUGAGCAUGCGAACGCUGGCGGAGAACUUGGGCAGUCAUUACGGGCGGGAUUAUACGUCGCACGGGAAUGAGGUGAACUUUGCGGUGGUGUUUGGCGUGUUGUUUUCCGGGGUGACGGGGAUUAUGGCCGGGGCGAACAUGUCCGGGGAGUUGAAGAAUCCUUCGAGGAGCAUUCCGGCGGGGACGCUGUCGGCGGUGCUGUUUACGUUCCUGUGCUAUAUUGGGCUGUCGGUGCUGAUGGCGGCGACGACUUCGACGUUUUUGCUGCAGAACAAUUUCUUGUUUCUUGGGCCGGUGAAUUUGUGGCCGACGUUCGUGACGAUCGGCAUUUUGACGGCGACGUUUUCUACGGGGUUGAGCAAUUUGAUCGGAUCGAGUCGCGUGUUGGAAGCGCUGGCCAAGGAUAAGGUGUUUGGAUCGCUGCUGAACUUUGUGGUGAGAGGGACGUACAAGAGCAAUCCGAUCGCGGCGGUCAUCGGGAGUUGGGUGCUGGUUGAGGCGAUUUUACUGAUUGGUUCGCUGAACACGAUUGCCCAGAUCAACUCGGUGUUGUUCAUGCUGUCCUACUUGGCGACUAAUUUGGCCUGUUUGGGGAUCGAGAUCACGGGCGCGCCGAACUUCCGACCAACAUACAAGUACUUUACGUGGCACACGGCCUUCAUUGGGUUGGUCGGCACAGCCGUGAUGAUGUUCGUCAUCAACCCGAUCUACGCCUCGUCCAGCGUGAUCUUGUGUCUGCUGUUGGUGAUCGCGUUGCAUCUGUUUUCACCGGCCUCGCAAGGCGUCCAGUGGGGAUCGAUCUCGCAGGCGUUGAUGUUUCACCAGGUCCGGAAGUAUCUGCUGAUGUUGGACUCGCGCAAGGAUCACGUAAAGUUCUGGCGUCCACAGAUGUUGCUGCUCGUGUCGAGUCCGCGAUCGUGCUGCCCGUUGAUUCACUUCGUGAACGAUAUGAAAAAGGGUGGGUUGUACGUGAUUGGGCACGUCAAGCAGGGCGAGUUCUCGGAGAAUGACUCGUCGAACGAUCCCACGAUCGAGGAGUACACGCAGUGGCUGUCGCUGAUCGACCAUAUGAAGGUGAAGGCGUUCGUGGAGCUGACGCUGGCGAAGAGCGUGCGGGAAGGUAUUCAGCACUUGAUCCGGAUUUCUGGUAUGGGCGCCAUGAAGCCCAACACGAUCAUUUUGGGAUUCUACGACGAGGAGAUGUCCAAGGACUUCUUCGAGCAUGAAAACUCCCCCUACCGGACCGGCGAGUUUGACGACAACGGCAUCAAGCUGUUCCCGUACCGGCGUAACGACGAGCAAAAGUCUCUGCUGACCGUAGACUACGUCCAGAUCAUCGACGACGUGCUGCGCAUGAAGAAGAAUAUCUGUCUGUGUCGGCACUUCCACCGGCUGGACAAGCAGAUGAUCGCCAAGAGCAACCACAUCCACUACAUUGACGUGUGGCCGGUGAACAUCUUCGAGCCCAAGAACGAGGAUCCGUUCGACGUGGUGUCACUGUUCAUGAUGCAGCUGGCUUGUAUUAUUAACAUGCUUCCGGUUUGGAAGCGUCUCGAGCUGCGGGUGUUCCUCUGCGAGUCGGAAACGCAGGCGGAUGCGAGUCAUUUCCAAAUGAAUAGUACUCCCUUUGAGCGCCCAGCGGAGUACCGGUUGAAUCAGCUGCUGAAGUCCUUGCGCAUUUCCGCCUCAAUUCAUCAGAUCCCGGAAUGGAACAAGGAUAUGGACUUCCCGCGGCACCGCAACAUCCUAAAGCAGUUCACCAGCAAGAGUGACAGUAACCAGCUCAUGACGGAGGAGAACAUCAACCGGUCCAAGUUGUACAUGCAGAGGGUCAACCAAAUCAUCCGGGACAAGUCGAACGCGACGGCCGUGACGUUCAUGUACCUGCCGGCGCCGCCCAAGGUGGGCACGAUCGACUACAAGGAGCGCUGCCACCACUAUCUGGACCUGCUGACGGAGCUGACGUACGACCUGCCGCCGACGAUACUGGUGCACGGCAUCAACGCGGUCACCUCGACCACGCUGUAGAAAAGCUUCUCCAAACCUCCUCCAGUGAUGAGUUAGGUGUGACACUUUCCGCUAGAAUAGUAGUUACUAGAACUGUUCCCGCCCACCUAGCGAAAUUCUCUUCCAUUAACCUCUAGAGCUUCGCCGUAGGCACAUUACGGCGCGUUUAAUGAAUACGUUUUACGUAUGUAGCAAGCAUUUUUAUUAUUUAUUACAUGUUAAGUACACACAAUGAUUGUCACUUUUAUUUAACUCUUCUCUAAGCGUACUGUGCAACGUCUCAAUUCCUGGUGGGAACCAUUUAGCUGACCUCACAAAACACACUCCCGUUUUGAAUCGAUGGUGCAAUUAUGUGCUGUUGUCCAUUGUCGUUGAUUGGCAAAAUAAGUAUUAAAGAAAAAUCUAUAACAAAUAUCAUAAACUGAUUGUGAUUUACUCAAAAGCACUCGGCUGCAGAUAGCUGACACAUACAUGAUAUAUAUCUGAAAGUUUGAGAGAUAGUAUACUGAUGGAACUGAUAAUAAAUAAAUCUAUUAGAUGUCUAAUAUAUAUUUUAAUACAAACAUAA
Messenger RNA from Culex pipiens pallens (northern house mosquito), 3765 nucleotides. RefSeq names its product solute carrier family 12 member 9. The record is from RefSeq and is a predicted model, not a curated record. Gene Ontology annotation, biological process: cell volume homeostasis; chloride ion homeostasis; chloride transmembrane transport. Gene Ontology annotation, cellular component: membrane. NCBI's taxonomy places the organism in Eukaryota, Metazoa, Arthropoda, Insecta, Diptera, Culicidae. The transcript is spliced from 8 exons. The coding region runs from base 348 to 3218 and encodes 956 amino acids. Gene Ontology annotation, molecular function: potassium:chloride symporter activity.